Messenger RNA from Aplysia californica (California sea hare), 2157 nucleotides. RefSeq names its product aspartyl aminopeptidase. The coding region runs from base 640 to 2064 and encodes 474 amino acids. Gene Ontology annotation, biological process: proteolysis. Gene Ontology annotation, molecular function: zinc ion binding; aminopeptidase activity. NCBI's taxonomy places the organism in Eukaryota, Metazoa, Mollusca, Gastropoda, Aplysiida, Aplysiidae. The transcript is spliced from 15 exons. The record is from RefSeq and is a predicted model, not a curated record.
GACAUCUUAGCUCCCUCACAAGGACUAUUUAUUGAUUCUGAGUGUCCAUCUAGCGUUGUGCGUGAACGCUACAGGACUAGGCCUACAGGCUACAGGGCAUAAAAUUAAGGCCAAUUAACAGCAUUUGGCUACAGCAAAACGUUCGUUAGGAUAAAUUGCUGCUAUCCUGUGGAACAGAUGCCACGCCGGGGUCAAGUGUCAAGUUGUCAAGUGACUAAACUUGAAAACAGCACAUCACCAGCACUCAGUCAGCCUCGAGUCGAUCGAAUGUUUUCUUGGGAAAAAGGGGUGGACUGGCUUACUCUGUUACUGUGAACAAGAGCACAUUCAGGCAAAAGUUUGCAAUCGUUGUGCAAUAGGGAACCACUGCAAGAAGUAGAAUAUCUAGAGUCAGAAACUUUGAAAAGACCGGCUCGGGCAUUCCAUUUCCACUCUUCCAGUUCCAGUCCCUCCGAUCAAGAUCAAGAUAAUACUUCUAUUUCUAUUGUUUGUUGUAGUUGUAGGCCUAAAUCUAGAUCUAAUCUAGAUCUAGAUCUAAUAUAUCUAGAAUCUAGAUUCUAGAUCCAGUGAUCUCAUCCGAGCAACAGCACAACAAUCGGCUUUCUGCAACUGUAAUACAACAGUAACAGUGCCAUCGCAAUGGGUGUAUCUCGAGAGAAGUUUCUUGCCAGUGCGAAGGAGCUCUUGUCCUUUGUCAACAAAUCGCCAUCACCUUUUCAUGCUGUUGAUGAAGUGAAAAAGUCUCUGCAGAAGGUUGGCUUUCAAGAACUGAAAGAGACAGAGCAAUGGACCAUUGCUCCUAUGAAAAAGUACUAUGUGACCAAGAAUGGGUCGGCGAUCAUCGCUUUCGCUGUGGGCGGCCAGUACAAGGCUGGAAAUGGCUUCAGCAUUGUGGGAGCUCACACAGACAGCCCUUGCCUCAAGGUGAAGCCAGUGUCUGCGAAGACUAAAAAUGGUUUUUGCCAAGUGGGUGUGGAGUGCUACGGUGGAGGAAUCUGGAACACGUGGUUUGACCGGGACUUGACCGUAGCGGGAAGAGUUUUGGUCAAGGACAAGACCAGUGAGUCAAUUGAGUCGAGACUUGUGCACAUCCAGCGCCCCAUCCUGCGCAUACCUCACCUGGCAAUCCACUUACAGAGAGACAUCAACGACAGCUUCGGGCCCAACAAAGAGAAUCAUCUCUGCCCCAUCCUAGCGACAUGUGCUCAGGCUGAGUUACAAGGAGACAAAACUCCAGCACUGGGAGACGCGGCUGCCUCAGGUCCAGCAUCUCAGGCGUCCAAGCACUCCCCAACCCUGGUACGUUUGAUCUGUCAAGAGCUGAACAUCGACCCUGGUCAGAUGAUGGACUUUGAGCUCUGUUUGGCCGACACCCAGCCUGCUGCUCUCGGAGGAGCUUGUGAGGAAUUCCUGUUUGCCCCCCGACUGGACAACCUUUUCAAUGCCUUCACAGCCUACAGAGGUCUGCUGGAUUCCCUGUCUGACAGCAGUCUGGAGACGGAUACAAACAUUCGGAUGAUCAGUCUGUUCGAUAACGAAGAGGUGGGUUCCCAGAGUGCCCAGGGCGCGGGCUCUACAUUCCAAGAACUGGUGAUGCGACGGGUCAGUACGAGCCCGGCGCGACCGACGGCCUUUGAGGAGUCGAUCGCUCACUCCUACAUGGUCAGUGCUGACCAGGCCCACGGAUGUCACCCUAACUACUCGGAGAAACAUGAGAGCAACCACCAGCCUUGCUUCCAUAAGGGCAUAGUGAUCAAGUUCAACGCCAACCAGCGCUACGCAACCACCAGCGUCACCGCCACCAUCCUGAGGGAGGUCGCGCGGAAAGCAGAAGUGCCUCUACAGGACUUUGUGGUGCGCAAUGACUCCCCCUGUGGCUCCACCAUUGGCCCCAUCAUGUCGGCCAAGCUGGGUAUGCAGACCAUCGACGUGGGCGCAGCGCAGUUUGCCAUGCAUUCCAUCCGCGAGAUGGGGGCCACUGACGAUGUGCUGUACGCCAUCAAGCUGUAUGAGGGAUUUUUUAAACACUACCCAGCUGUCCAUGAGUCUCUGAAGUUCAACUGAGCCGGCCCGAUUUAGCAGAGAUGGAGAGAUAGAAAGAGAGAUGGAGAGAUGGAGAGAUAGAAAGAGAGAUGGAGAGAUAGAAAGAGAGAUGAA